Molecule: messenger RNA, 1316 nt
Organism: Ornithodoros turicata
Lineage: Eukaryota; Metazoa; Arthropoda; Arachnida; Ixodida; Argasidae
Product: isoaspartyl peptidase/L-asparaginase-like
Exons: 6
Coding region: 137-1120 (327 amino acids)
Cellular component (GO): cytoplasm
Molecular function (GO): beta-aspartyl-peptidase activity; asparaginase activity
Source: RefSeq, a predicted model, not a curated record
UUGUGGUUCCUGUUCCUAGUUCCUACUUGGUAUUGGUAUAUGGUGGGACUGGGAUAGUAUUGGGGUACUACAGAAUGAAAAUAUUUCUCCGAAGAAAGAAGAAUUCGACUGAAAUUGGGCACAAGGUCGCAGUAAGAUGGCGGAGAUAAGCGGUGGUUGUCCUUUACAGAAGGUGAAUAUGCCGUGUCUACCCGUUCUCGUUGUGCAUGGUGGUGCUGCAAGGAUACCCCAGUCCCUAGAAAGUCCUAAACAUACAGGUUUGCUGCAAGCACUAGAUGCUGGUUUUGAGCUCCUGACCAGACCUGACGCGGAGACAGCCGCCCUGGAUGCCGUUGAAGAAGCUGUUCGAGUGUUAGAAUCCCUUCCAAGUUUCAAUGCUGGGUAUGGCUCCUCAUUGACAGUGGAUGGUCGAGUGGAAAUGGAUGCUCUCGUAAUGGAGGGUACUCGGGGCAGAGCCGGAGCUGUAGGAGCUGCGCGGAGAGUCGCCCACCCAGUCACGGUGGCCAGACGUGUUAUGGAGAAGACGGAGCACAUCCUAUUGGUUGGAGAUGCGGCCGACCAAUUUGCCGCAGAAGUUGGUCUUCCCCUGGUAGACAACGACAGCCUCGUCUCCGACUUGGCCAGGAAGCGCCUCGAGGAACACAAAACAUUUAAUGGAACCGUCUCCUCCACGAUAAAUGAUAAACCGAUGGAGCACGACACAGUGGGUGCCGUGGCCGUCGACUCGAGGGGACGUGUUGCCUGUGCCACGUCCACCGGGGGUCUCACUGGUCAGCGCAAGGGGCGAGUAGGGGACACUCCAAUUGUAGGGGCUGGGGGUAUCGCCGACGACACUCUAGGGGCGGUCUCUACGACGGGCCACGGAGAAGCCAUCAUGCGCGCUUGCCUUUCCAAGCACAUUCUCUUCCUUCUACAGCAAGGACUUUCGCCCCAAACGGCUGUGGACAAAUCCUUAGAGUACAUGAAGCAUCUGACGAAAGGUGGCUGUGGUGGAGCCAUCUUGGUGACACCCAAAGGAGAAGUAGCAGUGGGUUUUAACACUGUCCAAAUGGCAUGGGCUUCUCGUGAUAGAAACUCCUCUCACUGGGGGCUCUGGCCAGGCCAGAAAGACUGCCUUUAGCAAGCCUCUUUUUCAUUCUUUAUAAACAAAGCAGAGUUGAUUAAACCACAGAUAAUGAUGCGUUCCAGGAGAAGAGGGAAAUAUAGGAAUCUUAUUUGAUAGACAAAAGGGGCUUCCUUGGUUUUGGUAAAGAAGAAACUGCGAUGGCAUGAAAAACAGUGUUUCCGCGAUUAAAAAAUCUAAUUGACACCUUUAA